Amborella trichopoda is the source of this 1023-nucleotide messenger RNA. RefSeq names its product CASP-like protein 1F1. Lineage: Eukaryota; Viridiplantae; Streptophyta; Magnoliopsida; Amborellales; Amborellaceae. The record is from RefSeq and is a predicted model, not a curated record.
AGAAACCUUGUCUUAUUAAGGGAUUCUAUCUUUUUGGCCCUAUAAAUUUCUAGCCAUCCAGUCUCACUGAAGCUGAGGUCUUUUCUCUGUUUUAAGAUCAUCUUCUUCUUGUUCUUUUUCAUUGUUGUCUUUGUUUUUUUUUCCUUUUUUCUUUUUUUCUUUUGGUAUAAGCUUUGGCCUCCUUUUCUUUGUGGUAGAUAGAAAUGGAGGAGAACCAGGUUAGAUUGCAGCAAGGGCCAAACAAGCCCAAUAAGUUGUUUCUCAUAUCACAGAUCUUCCUUAGGCUAAUUGCUUUAGGGGCUUCCUUGUCUGCAACUAUUGUCAUGGCCACCUCCAAGCAGUCUAUUAUUAUAUAUAACAUGCCCAUUACUGCAAAAUAUAGCUAUUCCCCUGCCUUCAGCUUUUUUGUUAUUGCAAAUGGGCUGGCAGCUGGGUACGCUGCGCUGUCGAUUCCCUUUGUGUUUAUUUUGAAUAACCCAAGCGUGGAUCCACGGAACCAUUUCUUCAUGUUCAUGUUUGAUUUGAUAAUGGUGUGUGUGGUGAUCUCGGGUUCAUCGGCUGCAACAGCUGUAGGGUACAUUGGUCGAUAUGGAAACGACCACUCGGGUUGGGGGGCCAUUUGUGACCACUUCACUACCUUUUGCAAUCAGGUCAAUUUGGCCCUCAUCUUUUCAUACACUGCUUUCCUCGUCUUCAUUCUCCUCACCAUUCUCUACACCAAUAGAAUGAGGGCUUCCAAUUAAUGCUAAGAACCCCGCCCCUAAUUACUUCAUUUAUGCUUUUUCAUCGGCAAACAGCUUGCUAUCAUGUACAAAUUCCGAAAUUUCGUUAAAAUAACGUAGAAAUAAGAUGGUUUCACCCAUGUACUUGAUGGGCAGAUGGGUGUGUGUAGCAGCAGCAGCAGCAGCAUGGUUUUAGUGUAAAAUACUAUAUUUAUUUGCAGACAAUCCCUUUCAAAAAUGGGUGAGGUUUGUAUAAGUGUCAACUUUAUACUAUUGAAAUAAGGUACACCAGACAACUUUG